Eubalaena glacialis (North Atlantic right whale) is the source of this 1142-nucleotide messenger RNA. RefSeq names its product arylamine N-acetyltransferase 1. Bases 154 to 1026 code for a protein of 290 amino acids. The record is from RefSeq and is a predicted model, not a curated record. Gene Ontology annotation, molecular function: acetyltransferase activity. The transcript is spliced from 3 exons. Lineage: Eukaryota; Metazoa; Chordata; Mammalia; Artiodactyla; Balaenidae.
CUGGGCUUGUCCAGGAAGUGGGAGGAUGGCAGUCAGCCCGGUUCCUGGUUGUGGGCCCCAGGGGAGCUCGAUCACUGGGCUGGCCACUUGUCCCUGGGGCUGGGUUGGGUUGUGGUGUCCUUGCAGUGAGCCUCGGCACCAAAAAAAGGAAUCAUGAACAUUGAAGCAUAUUUUGAAAGAAUUGGUUACAAGCACUGUAGGAACAAAUUGGACUUGGAAACAUUAACUGACAUUCUUCAGCACCAGAUCCGAGCCAUUCCCUUUGAGAACCUUAACAUCCAUUGUGGGGAAGCCAUGGAAUUGGGCUUAGAGGCCACUUUUGAUCAAAUUGUGAGGAGGAACCGAGGUGGGUGGUGUCUCCAAGUCAAUCAUCUUCUGUACUGGGCUCUGACCACAAUUGGUUUUGAGACCACGAUAUUGGGAGGGUAUGUAUACAACACUUCAGCAAACAAAUAUAGCAAUGCCAUGAUUCACCUCCUGCUGAAGGUGACCAUUGAUGGCAGGAACUACAUAGCUGAUGCUGGAUUUGGACGCUCUUACCAGAUGUGGCAGCCUCUAGAGUUAAUUUCUGGGAAGGAUCAACCCCAAGUGCCUUGCGUCUUCUGCUUGACAGAAGAGAGAGGAAUCUGGUACCUGGACCAAAUCAGAAGAGAGCAGUAUAUCCCAAACCAAGAAUUUCUUAAUUCUGAGCUCCUGGAGAAGAAUAAAUAUCGGAAAAUCUACUCUUUUACUCUUGAACCUCGAACAAUCGAAGACUUUGAGUCUGUGAAUAUAUACCUUCAGGAAUCUCCAGCAUCUGUCUUUACAAGCAAGUCAUUUUGUUCCUUGCAGACUCCAGAAGGUGUUCACUGUUUAGUGGGCUUCACCCUCACCUACAGGAGAUUCAAUUAUAAGGACAAUACAGAUUUGGUAGAGUUUAACACACUGAAUGAAGAAGAAGUAAAAGAAAAUCUAAAAAAUAUAUUUAAUAUUUCCUUGGAGAAAAAGCUUGCCCCCAAACAUGGUGAUAAAUUUUUUACCAUAUAGAGUAAGCAGUAAAAAUGGUCUCAGUAUUACUUCUGGUGCUGUAACUUUUUAUUAUAAAAAAAAUUUUAACAUCUAUAAAAGUAGAGAGAAUGAAAUAAUAAACCUCCAUUUGUUUA